AUGGAUUACAAAACAACUUGUUUGCAGUUUUAUUGUCUAUCAUUUAUUUGUGUGACCGUAUUUUCAUCGCCACUUCUUCUGUGGAAUAAUAUAAAUAUUCCAAAUUCUCCUGUUUCAUUAUCGAAGGUUGAUGCAUCUGAUAUUAUCAAAAAAGAUAUAUGUCAAAAGAUUAAAGUGACGAAUAUUCAAUUGAAUAUUAUUUCCCUUCCAAAUCUAGUAAAUGAGCAAAUUUAUCACGGUGAAGAUCGAAAUCAUGUUAUUCUUAACGAUGCAAAAAAAGAAAAUUCAAAUUUUCGAUUUUAUCCGGAUGUAACUAAUGCCUACGAUAUUUUAAAUUCCAUUCAAUCGUUGUGUAGUAAUAUUAAAUUUGAAGUUAAAUCAAAAAUAUCGGAUACAUUGAAUGAUGCUUUAAAUCAAAUGCAAGGAUUGAUAAAGUCAACAAAUGAUCAAAAACAAAUGUCAACAAUUAUUGUUUUAACUAGUGAACAGAAUAGUGCAGACGUGGUCAUCGAACGUCAAAAGCGUGCACUAGUAGAUACAAAUGUUGUUGUUUCUGACGACGGUUGUAUGUUCUAUGCAGACCAACUUUAUUUAUCUGACAAAAACAACCCUAAUGGUCCAGCAAUGAAUUAUUCAUUAGAUGCACAGGAAAGUAACUGCAUUAUAAGUAAUGAUCCAGGAAGUAACAAUAAGUCGGAUGUUUCGGCACGAUUAUUGCUCCGUUGGAAACAUAAUGCCAGUAUGACUUUUGACACAGUACUUACGGCAUAUAUGAGUGGACGGUACUGGUUUUUUGAUUCAAUUACAACUCCAGACAAUGAUUCAUUUCGUUAUUUUGCGUAUGGUAUGCAUGAUAAUAUGCAAACACCGUCCAAAUAUUCAUAUGCUUGUAAUAGUGCGACAUUUGUGAGUUUUAAUAAUUCAAAAUAUGUUUUUCAAAAUAGAAUGUGGAUUUCGAAUAUGCAAUUCCAGCCAUUCAAUGUCACUACAAAUAAUGGAACAACAUAUGUCUUUGGCCCAGUGAAUUAUUGUACAUCAUUUUUUACUGCUGGUAUUUGGAUGGGAAUUGUAUCUAGUUUAUUAUGUUUAGCUAUAUUAAUGUUUGGUAUAUAUAUGAUGAUGAGUGUAACACCUCCUGGACGAUUCGAUGAUCCGAGAGGAAAACCAUUACAGAUAAAAGCACAAGAAUAA
Molecule: messenger RNA, 1191 nt
Organism: Didymodactylos carnosus
Lineage: Eukaryota; Metazoa; Rotifera; Eurotatoria; Philodinida; Philodinidae
Source: the annotation of a GenBank genome assembly